GUGGACACGUCUUUUUGGUUAACGAACGAACUCUACCUAGUGUCCGGAAAUGCGUCAUUAAUGUGCGACAGAGCGUGCUAAUCGACGGAGGACGCAGGGAUAAAAUUGACAUGUAUUGAAACGGAGAAAGCUCCUGUAGGAGUGAUGGCAGUGUCUUAUUUGGCUCGAGCCCUGCGUUCCCUCUCAGUCUCACAGCCUGCCCUGUUGUCAUCUCAGGUCCAAUUGUGUGUUAGGGCAUGUGCUCCAGUGUUAUUGCAACUGGGUGCAUUCAGGGCAGUGCUGUGCCGUGGCUUCCUCACCACAGCAUCUCUGGAGCAGAACAGAACUAGGUGGAAACAGUGGGAGAAGUAUUCAGUCAGACCAAUGGGGAUGAAAAAGACAGGAGGAAGAGAUCACACAGGUAAAAUCCGAGUACAUGGCAUCGGCGGAGGCCACAAACAAAAGUAUCGCUGGAUCGACUUCCAGCGUCUACGCUACCAGGAAGAUGGAGAAGGACAGCCAUUUGAUGAGAAAGUUGUUCAAGUGCGAUAUGAUCCGUGCAGGUCAGCUGACAUCGCCCUUGUAGCGGGAGGCAACCGCAAAAGAUGGAUCAUCGCUACAGAGAACAUGCAGGCAGGAGACAUCAUUAAAACAUCACCCGUCAUUGGACGCAUGGCAGUCUCAGCAAAUGAGGGUGAUUCCUACCCACUGGGAGCACUUCCUGUGGGCACCCUGGUCAACAAUCUGGAGGUACAACCAGGGAAAGGGUCAGAGUAUAUUCGGGCUGCAGGAACAUCUGGUAUUCUCCUCCGUAAAGUAAAUGGAACAGCCAUUGUUCAGCUUCCUUCAAAGCAGCAGGUUCAGGUACUGGAGACCUGCAUGGUAACGGUGGGCCGUGUGUCCAAUGUGGAGCAUAACAAAAGGAUCAUCGGCAAAGCAGGCCGCAAUCGCUGGCUGGGCAUUCGGCCGUCGAGUGGGCUAUGGCAGAGGAAGGGAGGCUGGGCAGGACGCAAGAUUAAACCGUUGCCUCCAAUGAAGAGUCACGUCAACUUGCCCUCGAUCUCUGCUAACUGAAUAAAACAGGUGCUUGAAAUAAAGGAGUGCUUG
Messenger RNA from Syngnathoides biaculeatus (alligator pipefish), 1086 nucleotides. It is a transcript of the gene mrpl2, whose product is annotated as mitochondrial ribosomal protein L2. The record is from RefSeq and is a predicted model, not a curated record. Gene Ontology annotation, biological process: cytoplasmic translation. The transcript has 9 exons. Gene Ontology annotation, molecular function: structural constituent of ribosome; RNA binding. NCBI's taxonomy places the organism in Eukaryota, Metazoa, Chordata, Actinopteri, Syngnathiformes, Syngnathidae. Gene Ontology annotation, cellular component: ribosome. Bases 145 to 1053 code for a protein of 302 amino acids.